Molecule: messenger RNA, 3161 nt
Organism: Pseudoliparis swirei
Lineage: Eukaryota; Metazoa; Chordata; Actinopteri; Perciformes; Liparidae
Gene: tmem170b
Product: transmembrane protein 170B
Exons: 3
Coding region: 233-625 (130 amino acids)
Biological process (GO): negative regulation of canonical Wnt signaling pathway
Cellular component (GO): plasma membrane
Source: RefSeq, a predicted model, not a curated record
UCUGCCCGUCUGCGCUCCCGCCGCCAUCCCCGUGAUGGCCUCCGCGCAGCCGCCGCCGAGGACGAAGUGACCAGCCAGCGGCCCCCAGACGGAUGUCAAGCCGAAGCAGAGGCACCGGUAGAGGCGAGCCGCGCCCGGGAGAGCCGCCCCACAGCCCGCAUGCCCCCCCGGGCUCCUCCGAGCACAGCCGUUCGUUAAGAGGGGGGCGAACCCGGGCGGCGGCGGAGGAACCAUGAGCACGGAGCGGGACUACUCCGUCAACCUGUCGGUGCAGCAGGUGCUGAGCCUCUGGGUGCACGGCACCACACUGCAGCACUUCACAGAGAUGUGGUACUGGGUGUUCCUGUGGUGCCUCUUCUCCUCGCUCUUCCUCCACGGGGCGGCGGCGAUGCUCAUGUUGGUGAUGCUGCAGCGCCACAAGAGGGGCCGCCUCAUCACCGUGGUGCUGGUCAGCGCCGGUUUCCUGGCCUCCCUCUCCGGAGGCGUCAUCACCAGCGCGGCGGUGGCGGGGGUGUACCGCGUGGCGGGGAAGGACAUGGCGCCGCUGGAGGCCCUGUUGUUGGGCGUGGGCCAGACCUGCCUCUCCGUCAUCAUCUCCUUCUCACGCGUCCUCGCCACUCUGUGAGGCCAGGAGGGGAAACAACUCCACCCGCCGGACGAGCUGCGGCACCGAGGAGCGAGCCGGACGGAGGCCGACCCAGAGACCUUUUGGUUCCCGGGUGGAAGAAGAGGCAGGAAAUGCUCUGGACCCCUUUUCCCUUCUCCUGGACUUGAAAGCGAUGUUGUUGUUAUUGUUGUUGUUGUUUCCCCCGGGUGUUUCCAGAGUUGCAUCACUUCUUCGUGCCAACAGCCUUCUCUGGGACGUCCAGAUGCCUUUUCUAUGGCCGCUGACCUUUGGGUCGGGGGGAGGAGAGCGCACCCCUUUUUUAAAACAGGACAACAAAAACAAAAAAACAAGCGGCGAUCUGACACGACGAUCUCCUUCAGACAAAAGCAAUGAGCACCGAGUGGCGAUCGGGGAGGGGACAACAGAGGACGCCGUGUUCCUUCAGCGCUGAACGUCGGCCUCACCUGGGGGUCUCGGCCUCACCUCGGGGUCUCCACGCCGAUCAUUCCUUCUCCUGAAAGGCGUCCGAGACGCAGCUUUGAGUUUAUCCCUCUGUAAAUGUUUGAGACUCACUUGGUGGGGAAUCAGUGGACGUGGCUGAGAGGGGAAAAAACCAGCGUCGCCGCUUUGCUCGGCCUGAAAUAUAUUGAUGUGUGUUUCUGACUUUACUCUCUUUGUGCUGACUCAUGUCAUUUCAGUUGUAGAAACAUAGCACUGCUUCAUAUACUCUCUCAGAUCGCGCUCUCGGGCGCCAAGGCACCGAUUUAACAUGACUCGGUACUCGGUGGUACCCAACAUUCAAGUGGUUGUGCUAAGCUAAGCGGCUGCUGCUUCCAGCUCGACUCUGUUUGUUUCUGCUUCGGUGUCUCGCUCUCGGACACCCGGACGUGUCUGAGAGGCGAAGCGACCGCUCGGCUUUCAGGAGAAUAAGCGGCGGCGUGCUCCGAGUCGGCCUGGGCGAGCCCUCGACAUCAGCUUCCUCUCAUUCAGGUUUUCAAGAAAGAUGAAAAGGGGGAGGGGCUUGCUGCUCGAAAGUCCCGUUUCCAGACGACCUGUUGUGCGUCCUGCUCCCUGCGAUGACGUUGGAGUCCAGCCGCUCCGUGAUGAAGAGCCCUCCCUCAAAGGUCGGACGGAUUCUGCUGCUCAAGGCGGCCAUUUCUUCCGAUGGCUUCCUCUCUUUUCUCUCUGCGUCGGUUGUCGACUCGUGUUCCUUAAGUUUGACUUUGCAUAUUGCACCGAAAUGAAUGAUGCCUUGUUUUGAGCAGCGCUCCCAGUGACGCUCACAGGACACCAGAAGAAGAACGUGCUCAAAGCGGUUCAUUGUGUUGAUGCAUUAGUUUGACUUCUGAACAGAAAGAUGCACUGGGUUUUAUUUGAGGUGAAUGCGAGGAGUCCGGCUGCUCACGCUCUCGCUUUAUUCAUCAUCGCCGUCUCCCUCCAUCGAUGUCAAGAAGGGAAAACAGUAAUAAUGUGUGAGUGAUGUGGAAUGGGCGCAGCUCACCGUCAGUACCAGCUCAGCCACCAGAGGGCAACACUGCACAGACAUGACGUGGCGGCCUGGAAGACGUUUGUGGAUUUUUUGAGAAGGAUGAAUGUGUUUCGACAUGUCUUCUAUCCUAAUUCCCCAGCAGAAAAUGAAAGUUUCAAAUUAGAGGGGAGUCACCUGAACCCCCCCCCCUUCCCUUUUUGUAUCCACUGAACAUUCUGCACAUCGUCCACAAUUAAAAAAAAUGUUUUAGCUGAUUUUCAGGGACCAAAUGAGUGAGGGAUCUGCUGUCACACGUGUGUGUGUGUGUGUGUCCAUAGGAGAUAUACGAGUGUCGUCGAUAUUUGUUGUGAACAAAAUAUAUAUUUAUAUAUAUACAUUUAUAUAUAAAUAUAAAUAGUUAUUUAUAUAAAAAUAUAUAUAUAAAUAAAUAUUUAUAUAAAUAUGUUUAUAUAUAAAUAGAUAUAUUUAUAUAUAUUCUUAAGCGGAACUCCCCAGAAGCUUCAUAAAAAGGGUGUAGAGGUCACGUGACGCCGCGUUCGGAGGAGCAGCUCGCUGAGCGACACGUCUCACAUAAAUAAAUGAGUCGUUUUAUUUGUCUGUGUUUAUUUUAGUCUUUUAAUUGUCUGCCAAUGAAACUGCAAGAGAACUGGAGCGUAGUUGUUGGAUGAGUGCUCCACCCCGAGCUCCACCCGAGGGGGAUCGAUCCCGACGAGGCCUGUGGGCUAAGUGACUGUGAGAGUGGAGGAGACGCCCAGCAACUACCAAUCCACAUCUAGUCCACCGUCGUGCAAAUGCCAACCCCCCCCCCCCCUUAUCAGACACUUACUGUUACACUUACUCAAUGUGCAGUGCAGCGUGCAAAUUGGACUCUGCGGACGAUCCAACAAGAGCCGAUGCUGUAAAACAAAAAAAUGUGGCACUUUUAGAUAAUGUACAAUAUGUUCUUUUUUUAAAACAUUUUUGUACCAGCCAAAGCUGAUAUUUAUAACUAUUGCCUAUUUAUGUAUAAAUUGUUCCUCCUGCACAUACGCAACGGUCAGUUGGAUUAAAAACCUUUUUGCAGUA